Larimichthys crocea (large yellow croaker) is the source of this 1866-nucleotide messenger RNA. RefSeq names its product twinfilin actin binding protein 2 (gene twf2). NCBI's taxonomy places the organism in Eukaryota, Metazoa, Chordata, Actinopteri, Sciaenidae. The record is from RefSeq and is a predicted model, not a curated record. Gene Ontology annotation, molecular function: actin filament binding; actin monomer binding. Gene Ontology annotation, biological process: regulation of lamellipodium assembly; actin filament depolymerization; positive regulation of neuron projection development. The transcript has 9 exons. The coding region runs from base 339 to 1397 and encodes 352 amino acids. Gene Ontology annotation, cellular component: cytoplasm; myofibril; actin filament.
GGAGCUAAAUUUGGGACAGAGGUGAUCAGGUUGCUUUACUGUGUGCACAUGAUACUGUCCUAGUUACUUGAGCGAUGUCCCUUCUCACACCGUCUCACUCUCUCAACAAGUUCAGACACUCAGCGAUCCUCUUCUUCAAUAGUUAGACCAGCACUCAGUCACAUCAUCUGAAGUAAAGGACAUAUUUACAGCAGCCUUCCUUGAUUGGACUUCACUGUCUCUUGACUGGACUGAAUAUUUGGGCCCGGUGCUGUGGAGCUCCAGUCCUGUUUAGUGCUUCCCGUCUCUCAACACCCCUACUACAGCAUUUGGCGGGAGGAGAAGGCCGCUGACCCGCCAUGUUUCUCGCACUGGUUGUGACGCCAGAGCUCAGGGAGUUCCUGGCCAGGGCAAGAGGUGGAGCACUGCGCCUCAUCAAGGUGCGCAUCCAAGAUGAGCAGCUGGUGCUGGGGGCCUGCAGAGAGCCAGAAAAGAGCUGGGACCAGGAUUAUGAUCACUUUCUGCUUCCUCUCCUGGACGACCAGGAGCCCUGCUACAUCCUAUACCGCCUCGACUCCAAGAAUGCACAGGGCUACGAGUGGAUCUUCAUAUCAUGGUCUCCUGACCAGUCUCCAGUGAAACAAAAGAUGUUGUACGCUGCCACCCGUGCCACAGUGAAGAAAGAGUUCGGUGGCGGCCAUGUGAAGUAUGAGAUAUUCGGCACAGCUGAGGAGGACAUCUGUUUGCUGGGCUACCAGCAUCAUGUGUCAUCCUGCUCAGGUCCUGCCCCGCUCACAUUAGCUGAGCAGGAGCUCCAGAGGAUCAAAAUCACAGAGGGCCGGGUUAAACAGGUGAAGACAGACAUCAGUGUGGAAAGUAAGCACCAGACACUUCAGGGCCUCGCUUUCCCUCUGCAGGAGACAGCCAAAAGAGCCCUACAGCAGCUUGCUCACAAACGCAUCAACUACAUACAAUUGAGGUUGGAUAUAGAGAAGGAGACAAUCGAGUUGGUUCACUCAAACCCGACAGAAACUCGGGAAUUGCCCCGCAGAGUUCCCAAAGACACUCCCAGAUACCACUUUUUCCUUUACAAACACUCCCACGAAGGAGACUACCUGGAAUCUGUUGUGUUCAUAUACUCCAUGCCAGGAUACAGCUGUAGCAUUAAGGAGCGGAUGUUGUAUUCUAGUUGCAAGAGUCGACUACUGGAGGAAGUGGAGAAAGAUUACCAUUUGGAAAUUGCUAAAAAGUUGGAGAUUGAUGAUGGGGAUGAACUGACAGGGGACUUUCUGUAUGAAGAGGUCCAUCCCAAGCAACACGCCCACAAGCAGGCCUUCGCUAAGCCCCGUGGCCCAGCAGGAAAAAGGGGACACAAGCGCAUCAUUAAGGGUCCAGGAGAGACCAUACAGGACAGCUAGAGGCUACCAUAUUUUCUUCUAUAGUUGAGACUGCAGUUCCAGCACAUGUCCCCCAGACACAACAAAGAAACAAUUGUGCUAUAUAACAAGUAUGUUUUUGAUGAAAAUAUGAUGAUAAAUGAGCUUAAAUCUGUUUUCCCCACAAAGAAAUCAAAUGCCGCAGACAAAAAUAUAUGUGUAUAUCAUCACAAACAUGACUAAUAACAAAAGCUUAUUUAGGUUUCGUGAUGAUUUCCACUUUUAAAAAAAGAGAAACUCAGACAGCUGGCCUUGUUCUUCCAUACUUACAAAAAUAAAUAUAAAUCUGCAGCUGACUGUAUAAUAGACUUACUGAAUUGUUAAUGCACUGUCAGAUGUUUCAGUCCUUGUGUCUAGCCUCCAAUACAGGUUUUGUAUCAACAAUAUUUGUAAGAGAUAAACAAUAUGGAAUAAAUUCUGAAUAAAAUCUUGUUUAUACUGAGGUAUUAAA